ACUGCUCUGUAUCUUUCUCGUCUUUCCUCAUAAUCAGACCCUUUCAGUCAAUGUCCGACACACGAUCCAGCGACGAAUCGCAACCUGACAUCCCCUCUGAUGCUUCGAAUGCAGAAUAUGGGGUGUCUCAAGCGUCCAAUGCUGCUCAACAUCUGCGAUUCAUCACGCACGACACCAUCACCGAUGAGGGCCAUCGACGACUGGAUAAGGAUGUGAUGGAAUCGGAGGCCCUAGAACUAUUGAUGCGUCACGGGUUCAUUAUACCUGGACAGUCUCUUCAGGAUGAGAGCAGCGGCCGUGACUACUGCCCGGAUAUCUUGGCCAAAAUAUGUGCAACUGCUGCAGGCGAGGGGACGUUGGAUCUCAAUGCCACAAAGGCAAAAGAAUUGAUAUCACAGCAUCCUCGACUGGGCGAGAUGAUCGAUAGAUCGUGGGUCGAGGGGAAAGGAUUCAAGGAUAUACGGCGCUUGGUGCUUCUCAGGCGUGAAAUUCCGCAUGACAUGUCCAAUAUCCAAGGCAAGCCAGGCGACUAUCUAUACGAGGCGAGCGUAAAAGCUACGGAAAAUUCCUGGAAGCAACGCUUCGCAGGCCGCGCUCAUGUCGCGCUGAAAAGCCACAUCAUGCACUAUCAGACGAGCAUCACCAACUCUUAUGCGCCUCACUGCGCCAUCGUUCAAUCAACCGGAACAGGAAAGUCGAAAACUGUCGACGAGUUCAGCAAGCACGAUUUUGUCAUACCGAUAAAUCUCAGGAAACCUAGAGCUGGAGGCUUUCCUGCUUCCGACGAACGGGUGUAUGACUUUCUUGAGCCCGGAUACCUCAGCUCUAUGAGCCCGGAUUUACUAUGGGCUCACAUGAACGCCUUCAUGUUCGCGCUGCUCGAGAAAUGCGAGAAGGUUAUCGUGGCUGCCAUGCUUAUCCAAGGUGAUAGCCAUGAAACCAGGCUUGCUUGGCUUCGUAACGAAGGCGCUGCGUGGUUUCGGGAAAUGAUGACCGAGGGCCAAACAGUGCGCGCUCAAGGCGAAUACCGCGUGAAAUUCUACGAAGACGUGGUCAAUCGGGCUCAACAGCUGUCCGACGACGCCGCUCGUGCGCUCAAAGCUCGCUCAGCGCUCACGUUCAUGAAGAGAGGAUCCUCCCCCAUCCAGAUACAGUUCGCCAGCGCAGCGGAUCGUUCUGUCGUAGCGAAGGCAGAGUCUCUGAUCCGCCAUUGGGGCUUUUCAAACAAGAAGCUAGACGCUCCUAUCGUCUACUUGGCUUUCGACGAAGCUCAUUCACUCUCCAGACCCGAUGCGCAACCGACUGCUCCGAUAGUCUUAUCCCCAUUCUCUCAUCUUCGCAAGAUUCUGCGGUCCUGCCGCGACUUGCCUCUGUUCGCCAUUUUCCUCUCCACCACCGGCAAGAUCACCCAAUUUGUUUUGCCUAAAGAAGACGACGAUUCUGAUCGGUUGCAGAGCGGAGAGCUCGUUUUAAUUCCUCCAUUCUGUGCUCUUGGCUGGGAUCAGUGCGCCGCCCCCUUCCCCAAUCAAAUGGAUUUGUCAUAUGUGUCUUCUCUAGCUUAUAAAGCUCGUCUUGGUCGUCCUCUCUUUGCUUCUCGUUACGCAGCAGGCCUGCAGCUUGAAGAAAUGGAGCGCGAAGAGCUUCUGAAGUCUCUGGUCGAGUUUGCGGCCAAAAAGCUGAUCAAAUUUGACCUCGCAUCUUGGCCCUCUGAGCUUAGUCCCAAACAGGAACUAGCAUGUUUAUCCGCCCGCCUGCCUAUCGAGUUCAUGUCGUCCACCUCGACCGAAUCGACCAGAGACGAGCGGGAUCAAAUCGCCAAUCACAUGCGCGUUUGCCUGUCGGUCGACGAGUCUUUCCGUAAAUUUACGUCGCUCAACCCAUCGGAGCCGAUCGUCUCAGAAGGCGCCUACCUCCUCAUGAACAACAGCAGAAUCCGAUUCCACGCUCCAGCGGCUCUUUCUCGCGUCCUUACAGGCUUUUCUGUGCACCAGGGCGAUCGUGGUGAGCUCGUGGCCCUGCUCGCUCUCACCAUGGCUCGGGACCGCGUCGUCAGCCAGCAAAGGCUGCGCAUCCAGGACGGUGUUUUUGGCGUCGUUCCAUUCCUGGAGGCGCUCGUUACCAGGCCGUCCAAGGAAAGUGAGCGCUUCUGCGACGUCCUGAGGAUCAAGCCAUCCGUUUAUAGAGAUUCAAACGAUAAGAACGUCACCCUCGAAAAAGCGUUUGCCGAAGUCAAUCUUCACUUCAACCACUUCGUGAAGCGGCAACAGCAGAACAACCUCGACGAGGAAACCACCAAGGGAUUCAUUGCCCGAUGCGCGGCGAUAAUGGCUGCUAACAGUCAAGGCGGAUACGACGCGGCGUUAAUCACGGUCCGUGGGAACGCGGUCGUGGUUCAAAAGACGAGAGGUUUGAUUAUCAUCCAGGUCAAAAACGACACACACUACACUGCAACAGUCGAACCCUUACUUUUCGACAAGAUGGAUCCCGUCUCGAUGGGCUUUAUCGGUCCUAAGCAGACGCUUGAAACGCCAAUCAUACGAGUCGUGUUCGCUUUGGCGGCCGCACGCCCCGCCAUUCGCUACGUUCAAACUCAGAAACAGGGCAACUUCACGUCUUACGAUAUUUGGAUCGCGGGUCUAAGCCCAGAGGUGCUUGCAGUCAUUGCCAAGCAAGAUCAAGCGAUCUGGGACGCGUUGCUUUCUGCGUCGAGGGGGUGGGACAAGAUGUAUCAACACUGGGAUCCGACUACGGCGUCGCUGCUGAAGAACAUGGCGCCUAUGGUCGCGGAUGCGGAGGACUUCUGGGGAUUCCGCAAUCGAAAGCAUGAGGACGAUUGAUUACCCCUCUUCCUCGAUGGUCAUUCUCAAUUUUUUUUGGUUGGGUUUUGUUUUUGACUGUGUUUUGCUCUGGCUUCGCGCUUUCGUGCUCUCAGACCUCUUCUUCUUUUGCGCCACCUACUUUGUCACGAGCCACAUUUUAUGUACACCCUCCCCUCUCGUAAAGUAGUGCUCUAAACAUCGACAGGUAAAGUGCGCUGGGAUUGCCUCAAACCCCGUCAUUUC
This is a messenger RNA of Stereum hirsutum FP-91666 SS1, 3062 nucleotides long. RefSeq lists its product as uncharacterized. The coding region runs from base 51 to 2837 and encodes 928 amino acids. The record is from RefSeq and is a predicted model, not a curated record. The transcript has 8 exons. NCBI's taxonomy places the organism in Eukaryota, Fungi, Basidiomycota, Agaricomycetes, Russulales, Stereaceae.